Messenger RNA from Pezoporus flaviventris, 6962 nucleotides. It is a transcript of the gene RBPJ, whose product is annotated as recombination signal binding protein for immunoglobulin kappa J region. Gene Ontology annotation, molecular function: DNA-binding transcription activator activity, RNA polymerase II-specific; RNA polymerase II cis-regulatory region sequence-specific DNA binding. The transcript is spliced from 11 exons. The coding region runs from base 1608 to 3065 and encodes 485 amino acids. The record is from RefSeq and is a predicted model, not a curated record. Lineage: Eukaryota; Metazoa; Chordata; Aves; Psittaciformes; Psittacidae. Gene Ontology annotation, biological process: Notch signaling pathway; regulation of transcription by RNA polymerase II. Gene Ontology annotation, cellular component: nucleus; MAML1-RBP-Jkappa- ICN1 complex.
UACAAUGUUGCUCCAUAUAUAUGCUAUUGUAGGAAGUGACAGGGAGUUUUCAAAGAGGAACUAUAUGUAGGAGAGGACCCAAGACAUUCCUUGGGCAGGAAUACCCUUGCCCUAAAGAAAGUGAAAGCUUAAUGCCUCAAGUCUGCUCUGAAUGUUAGAGAUCUCGUCAGUGUGUUUCCACUGUGUUUGUAUUUUGUUGAUCACAAGGGUCGCAAAGAAUCUUUGCCAGGAAAAUGUUAACUCUAAUUGAAUCCCCAAUCCCAAAUGUGAGGCAGAAGCAGUCUUUCCAUUGUUCCUUCACAAAUGCGCUAUCUCAAAAGCAGUGGUAUCACAAAAUCACAGGCUCUAGACUGGAAAUUACUGUUGUAGGUCAUCUGGUCCAUUUUGCUUCUGAAAGUGGGGCUAAUUCCAGAAUCUGAUCAAGUUUCUAAGGAUUUUUGUUUUAGGAUUAUGUGCUGUCUUGUAGCUAGUCCCUCAAGCUAGGAUAAGUCAGCACAGGACAUCAUCACCUCCGGGAGCACUGCAAAAUGACUGUGCAUUUUGGUGCAAAGCUUGUCGUACUGCACCAGGGACUAUGGUGUUGAUUGUCUCCAGACUUAACAUCUCUGCCCUGGAGAAAAAAACAUCUUUGCAGUGAUUAAAGAGUUCACAUUUGUUCCUUUGCUGUGUGUAAGGUGGCAUAAUCAAUGAAUGCCAGAUAAGCUUCUGUGCAAUCUUGAGGGGACAAAUGGAGAGAUCUACAUGCCACUGACUGAAUCUAUCUAUCUGUCCAGGAGGCUCCAUUCAGCCUACAGUAGUUUUAGGGAAGUAGAGGGUCAUGGUGAAGUUUGAGUCUUUACCUGAGUAGGGACCUGUCCAAGGAACACUCUCAUUAUGUGUUCAUAGUGCAAAGAAAAGCUAAAGAGCUGUAUUUGCUUUUCCCACCAUAGAUGAGGGAGUGGUAACCAGCAGUUACCGCCUGGUGAGAGUAUGGAUAGAGCAAGCUUUUGAAAAGAUGCCAGGAGAGGUGAGGAGCUAUUUUUGGGCAAACUGGCCAGCCAUGCUCCCUUUUGAAGCCUCACUGGCAAGAGGCUUUUGGCAGCUGGAAGGUAGGCAUGCAGUGGGGCACGAGUUAUAAUCACACCUCUCUUCACCCAGCAAGCAAAGCAAAAGCCACAGUCAUGUUUGUGCAAACUCCUUUUACUCACCAGCCAAAGAAUGGGGGCUUCUUACCCCAGUCCAGGACAAGAAAAGAACCAUCCCCCCAAAACACCUCAAACAGUCCAAACCAUCUACUGAUCUUCAGCCUAGGCAGUAUUCCUGUUCCUCUAAAGGAGGGCUACUACUGUUUGGAAGUGCUCUACGCAAGCUCUUUCCAAACACUCCUCUCCCAUUUCCCUCAGGCUGGAAGUCAUUUUAGAUUUGCCAGCUGGGACUUGGCCCUUGGGCUGAUUCCAGCACCUGACCCUAGUUCUUUUGUCAGAGUGAGCUGGCUGAUCCCUUGGGACAUUACAGUGUGCCCUGACGCAGGUGGUGCUUGAAAAGGCACUGCCGGACUCUGCAAGGAGGUAGAAAGUGACAGCGUCAAAACUGAGUGGUGGCAAAGCAGGGAUUUCCAGCUCCUUCUGAUGUUUGUUUCCUGGAAAUUUGGAGAGCGACCUCAACCGAAACGGCUCACCAGGGAAGCAAUGCGAAAUUACCUGAAGGAGCGGGGUGAUCAAACAGUGCUAAUACUCCAUGCAAAAGUUGCGCAGAAGUCGUAUGGAAAUGAAAAAAGGUUCUUUUGUCCUCCUCCGUGUGUGUAUCUUAUGGGCAGUGGAUGGAAGAAAAAAAAAGAGCAAAUGGAACGGGAUGGUUGCACUGAGCAAGAGUCACAACCUUGCGCCUUCAUUGGAAUAGGAAACAGUGACCAAGAAAUGCAACAGCUGAACUUGGAAGGAAAGAAUUAUUGCACUGCCAAAACAUUAUACAUAUCAGACUCAGACAAGAGAAAGCACUUCAUGUUAUCAGUAAAAAUGUUCUAUGGCAAUAGUGAUGACAUCGGUGUGUUCCUCAGUAAACGGAUCAAAGUCAUCUCCAAACCUUCUAAAAAGAAACAGUCACUGAAAAAUGCAGACUUAUGUAUUGCGUCAGGGACAAAAGUGGCACUAUUUAAUAGACUUCGAUCCCAAACAGUUAGCACCAGAUAUUUGCACGUAGAAGGUGGUAAUUUCCAUGCCAGUUCACAGCAAUGGGGAGCAUUUUACAUUCACCUCUUGGAUGAUGAUGAAUCAGAAGGAGAAGAAUUCACAGUGAGAGAUGGCUACAUACAUUAUGGGCAGACUGUCAAACUUGUAUGCUCAGUCACUGGCAUGGCACUCCCAAGACUGAUAAUUCGAAAAGUAGAUAAACAAACAGCGUUACUGGAUGCAGAUGAUCCAGUAUCGCAGCUCCAUAAAUGUGCGUUUUACCUUAAAGACACCGAGAGAAUGUAUUUGUGCCUUUCCCAGGAGAGAAUAAUCCAGUUUCAAGCCACUCCAUGCCCAAAAGAACCAAAUAAAGAAAUGAUUAAUGACGGAGCUUCUUGGACAAUCAUUAGCACAGAUAAAGCAGAAUACACAUUUUAUGAGGGGAUGGGACCGGUCCAUGCUCCUGUGACACCUGUGCCUGUUGUAGAAAGUCUUCAGUUGAAUGGUGGUGGGGAUGUAGCAAUGUUGGAACUUACAGGACAGAACUUCACUCCAAAUUUACGUGUCUGGUUUGGGGAUGUGGAAGCAGAAACCAUGUACAGGUGUGCAGAGAGUAUGCUGUGUGUUGUUCCAGACAUUUCUGCAUUUCGAGAGGGCUGGAGGUGGGUCCGUCAGCCAGUCCAGGUUCCAGUAACUUUGGUCCGUAACGAUGGCAUAAUUUACUCCACCAGCCUUACCUUUACGUACACACCGGAACCAGGGCCACGACCACACUGCAGUGCUGCUGGAGCAAUCCUCAGAGCCAACUCAAGCCUCAUGGCUUCCAGUGAAACAAAUACAAACAGCGAGGGAAGUUACACAAACGUCAGCACAAAUCCAACCAAUGUCACAUCAUCUACAGCAACUGUAGUUUCCUAACUACUGUCGUUUGUCUGGACUUUAACUGACUUUUGAGUGCUACAUUCAAGAGAACUGAACAAUUUUUGUGGUUUCAUGGGAAAACACCUUUCCAUUUUAGGUGAUGUUAUUUGAACCUUGUUACCUGCAAGUGCUGAUCUUAAAUACAGAAGCCACAAUAAAAAAAAAAAACAAAACAAAACAAAACCAAACACCACAACCAACACCGGAAACAUAAGAACUUUAUUGAAAAUCUAUUUUUCAGCUGUGUUUUUUUUUUAAUGGGCAAGAAACAAAAAAUGUGGCUGGGAUACAUGUUGAGCAAACUAGAAAACAUGAACACAACAUAGUUUUUAUGGACCAAGGAACUUGUAUAAGCUUUAGUAUAAAAGGUACAUUUUCACCAUACCUUUUUUGUAUCACAACAUAUAGUACACUUUUGUUACCAAAUAGUUUAUAUUUUUUUUUCCUCUGAGCUUUUGCUCUGAAGUAUAUUCAGGUUCCAAGCCUGACCAUGCUUGUAUAAUCUAAUUACCAUACUCUUCCAGUUUUAAAAAAAUAUAUAUAUUUUUGGUCUGUGGCUGGAACUGUUCCUUUUUUUAAACUGAAGUCUUGUGACUUUUUAUGAACUGAAAUUGUUUUUUAUUUCAGCAAGUAGAACCUUGUAAAGGCCAGCAUAUUUUUUUUAAGAUUAUAUGAAGUCUGUGCAAAAGCUUUAAAAAAUGCCUCUGCCUUGCCUGCAAUACAUGCAAUGUAUGUUAACUUUAGUGCUCUGUUUUCAGUCAUUGUUAAUAGUUAUUUCUGUUUUCCUUUUUUAAAUGUGUAUUUAUAGUCAUAAUUCGUGAGGUUCUAACAUUACAUGAGUUUUUUUAAAGUGGCAUCUCAAGCAGUCAUAUUAAUGAUUGUUCAUGUCACAGGCAUAUGUUGGUGUUUUUGAAGGGUUGUUACUGGGUUGCUUCCCCUCUUCCUUGCUCAGUCAUAGUACAUCUGAAAAUGUUUCAGGAUCUGUUCAGGUUUUUCUAAUCUUGUACAUAAUUUGUAUUAAGUGUAAGUUAAAUGUUUUAUUUCAAAAGUGGAAUGUUCCCAAUAACUUCAUUUGGCAGCAUGUCUUCUGUCUUGUUGGCAUGUAACUAAAGUACCAUGAGAAAUAUGUGCUACAAAUGGGAUUGGUAGGUGAUGCCCUUCAUCGUUUGAGAAUCACAACAAGCAUGUUUUUCUUCAUACUGUUCAGUAAAUUAGGCCAGACUUUGGUGUAACACUUGUAUUGAGAACGUGCUUUCAUUGUGAAGUGAUCAUACCAUAAUAACUAGAAGUAAAUUUUAUUACUUAGAUAUGGGCAAAUAGAAAACCAUAAAAGCACUAUGAAGAUGUUAACUCCUUCCAUCCUUAUUUCCUGUGGGUUUCUCUUUCCCUGCCAACAGCUUAUGCAGCAUUCAGGUCUUCUCUCCAUCAUAAAUUCAAGGCUCAUUUGCACUUUGACUUUGUUGGUUGUUGCAUUUGUUUUUCAUUUUGACUUUGCCAUGUUUUUGUCCCUCCUUGUAGACCUGCCUGCCUCAUUUGUAUUUCAAAGUAUACCCCCGUAGUUCAUUUGUAGUCACAGAACUAGGGAUAGACUCAUAGGACAAGUUCUGAUAGUGUGAUCUUCCUUUUUAAAAGCCAAAAUACAAAUUUUGUGCUGUGUUCAGCCUUUUCCAUACCCUGAAGCAAGAGUCACAGCUGCUGUGUAAAUGUGAACCUGUGGCUUCCUACAGUGUGUUGCUUACAAGCCUAUCUGUUGACCAUUUCACAGGGUUUUUAUUUCUGACCGCUUAUUCCAGUUUCAACACCCGCCACCAUUUUAAAGCAUUGUCUCUGCACCAUAUUUGUGUACUCUGUGCUCCGUUCUACUUGUUUGCUUUAGUGCUCUGUUGUAUAUGUGAAACAAUGUGGUUAAAGGAAGAAAUUGAUUAUAAAGCAUAUUUAGCUAAUAGUAAAAUUGGUGCCACUGUCCUUUGAAAAUGUGCUUGUAUUCUACCACAGGCCUUCAUAUUUGCUAUUCUGUCUGACAAAAUUUCUUCCCAUGACGUAGUCGCAAUGCUGGUUCUUAGCACUAGUGAAUACUGCCUCACCUCAUCUCUGUUUCAGUGACCAAGGGCAGAAUUCAUUGUGGCCUUAUCUCUGUUUUAAACUGUUUACUUGCAAAUCUGUUUACCUUUGUGAGUGCUAUAAAACUUUGUUUUAAUUGUGUUGUAGCAGGAAUCAUUUCACAGUGUUUUUGUUAGAAGCACAGAAGUAUCUUACAAUACGGCUUAAUUCAAGAGCCACAGAUUUUCAUCACUGGUUAGAAUUAAACUAAGCGAUAAAUAUAUAUCAGAUUCAGAGGGUAUUCAAGAAGAAACCACAAUAUACACACGGUAGACAAACCAUAACAAGCCUUUCAACCUUCAAAGGCUAUUUAAAAUAGCUUUUCAGAACUUGACACAUGCUUUUAUACUCAUUAUUUUAAGAUUUUUACAUAUAAAUGCAAUACUUUUUAUAUUCAGUUUCUGUACUUACAGCAGUUUUGCCCAGUAGAUGCAAUAUUCCUUGACUUGUAAAGAACCUAAUGACUUAGCCUAAUAUUUGGUGUUCUACACACUACAGCGAAGUGGGUGAAAAAAAGAGACUAUUAAAGUUCUGCUUACAAGAUCAUUUUAAACCCCAUUUUACCUGUGGGCUUGUGGCUCUGUUGUUGCCAGUAGUUAUUCAGUAGUACAGAAAUGGUCUUCCAGGUCCUUACUGUUGUUAAGAUGUCUGGUAGUUCAGAUAUAUUAUCUUCCUGAACUUUUUCCUGUGGGGUGAUAUUGUUACAUUUAUUGGCCUUGUGAGCUGUUAAUCAAUUUUCAUGCUAUUAACAAUAUCUCAAGAUUUUGAUAAAACUACGUUUAGAAUGUUUCAGUAUGAAACUAUUAUAAUUGUUCAAGUCUAGCUGUGUUAAGUCUGCUGUUAAUUCUAUAUACAUAGAAAUUGAGUCUGUGUUCAGAAUGUUGUUUAGUUCCAACUAUAGGAAGAAAAAGCAUAAAAAGCAUAUUAAGUGCUCAAAUUUAGCAAUGCCUUUUUCUUACUUUCUUUUGUUUGGAACUGCAUUUCAGAAUUCAACACUAGCAUAGUCUUUAAUAAACUGCUGCUGAUGUUUUUCCUAAUUAUUUGCCUGAGGGCAUCCCACGACUGUGUAAUAAUGGUAUUCUGUACUUCUUUUCAUUGCACAGACUUGUAAGAUGAGAAUGAUUACCUGAAAAGACAUGAACUCAAGACAUAAAUCAGAGAAUUCCCCGUAUACAAAAUCUUAAUGCCAAGUGAAGCAAAUUAUCUAUUGGAAGUAAGCUACCCUCUUGUUGAUUGAAUGACUCCAUUGAGGUGUCCAUCUUGAAACUAAGAUGCUCUUCAAUUAUUAACCAUAUUAUUUACUUUCUUUCAAAAGCAGCUGUGUUUAUGAGUACUGAACAAAUGUGUAUACUUUCCUGUGCCAGACUUUUGACUUUGUUUUCAAGCACUGUACUGUGGGAUUGAGUGGCAGCUUUGUUAGAAAAAGAAGUAUAUUAGGGUUCUACUUAACCCUUUUAGGACUGAACGACUUCUUCCCUUUAAAUGCUGUAAAUUAAAUGAGCAGUUCUAACUUUGUAAAUGUGCUGUGUUCAGCACUGCAUUUGCCCCAUCUGGAGGUGCUAUGCUAAUGACUUAUUUCUAAAUCCUGUAGCAUGUGUGUACAUUCAGUCUUAAAAGGGUUAUUUUUACAAACUGUGCACCUGUAAAGUUUCUUAGCAAUAAGGUAGAAAAAUGAGCAAGUUUUUACCAUAAUUUUCUAGAAUUAAUUGCUCAGUUCCAUAUUUCAUCAAGAAAAACCCUGCAAUAUGGGCAGUUUUGAGGAUUAAAUAAAAGUGAAAUGUAAACCACAUAAAA